AUGAAUCGAUCGCCUGAGGAUUCGUUCGACCAGGCGACUGCCGAUCGCGAUGCAGAACGAUUGAGAAUCGAUGCACUGGAGCGGACCAUGAGCUUUUCUUCUCUGUUGGCGGUAUUUGAACAUCCUCUAUCGGCGAAUUUAAAAGCCGAAACUGGAGAAUCAACUAGUGGCGUUGGUGGAGGUAUUGUAGUCACCGGAGUGAGCGGCACAACUUCUCUCCUUGCCAAGAAACUGGCCAGGAAAACAGAACUGGAAAUUGUCAAGGAAUCACCAACGAAACCAAUACCUCCCAUAGAAGUCGACUUCUACCGCAACCCGACAAUCCUCUCGAGACUCAUUCUCAAUCAAAAGUACGAAGCGGCGAUUAGGCGGCUACAUAAAAAUCCGGAAGAAGCGCACGUAUGGGUGUGUGCCAAGCGUAAGCCCUCCAAAGGGGACAUACCUAAUUCCCAAAUCCCCUUUUCCUUGCGGCAACUUCCCGUACAUAUUGCCAUUUGCAACUUGCAGCGGUGUAGAGGUCAAGCAUGUCGAGACAUUUUGAAUCUACUAAUAACGAACCUGGUGGUUGUCAAUCCAGACUCCUGUCGGUUCGUAGAUCAUCUCGGCAAACUUCCGUUACACCUUGCGAUUGCCGACGGAGCCACUCCUGAAACCAUCUCCGUUAUGCUCAUGGCGCAUCCGGCUUCUACCGAGUCUCGGGACAAACAGGGACGUACCAUGAUCGCGUUAAAUCAGAACCGUAGCUUGGACGAUGGUCGAGACCAAGUACACCAGGUGUUGAGUUUGGGCGUGGACUUCUGGAAUGAAGCGCACCAAGAAGCCGUCUUACGACUCAAGCACGCGGCGCCGUCCCUGCCCAGCAAAGACGAUAAGUCUGUCGACUCCGUAUCAGUCAUGGCGUCGAGCAAAGCUGAAGAAGAGACAUUACUCAGUAGUGUGGAGCAGAACAGAGACCCCGAGCCGUUGCCUCUAUUACGACAGGAAGGAGUGGAAGCCAUUGCAUGGGAACAAUUGGAGGAGCGAGCUAUCGCGCUGGAGGAAAUCUUGGCCGAAGUGAACGAGCGCAAUUAUGCGUUGAAUAUAAGACUCGACGCGGUAGCCAAAAGCAAAAAGGAACUGCUAGACAAACUGGACGAAGUGCACGGCGACGAAUUAGUCAGCGAUAUUUCGCAACUCGAAAAACAAAACUUGGAACUGCAGGCCAAGGUGAUCAAAAUGGAGCGACUCAUUCGUAGCUCCGUGAUAAGACAGGAUCUCGGUGGCGAUGGACGCAAGCGACGAAGGCAGCACGAACCAAAUCGAUCGUUCCAUCCACUGUUAGACGGUGCACAAAAAGGCGACCUAGCCAGCGACGACCUUGCUUUGCAGAAUAGAAGGCUUCGUCAGGCUUACGAAGAUUUGAACGCCAUGUAUGACAAGCAACAAGAGCGAUUGGACCGCUUGGAAGUGAUCAUUGAGACUCUCACAUCCGAAGCUGAUGAAGACUAUGAUGAUUACUCCUACCAUCCAUCGAGUAAUUCCGUCUGGUCAGACCUCUCUGCUCCCAGCGAACGAAUAUUGCUUGAGCGUCAAGCCAUGAGGAAUGUCGUGCAAUCGCAUCCUGCUUUCGACAUCACCUGGGUACCGCCACAGAUUCUCGUUGCCGAAUCAGACGAUCUCAGCGUUAUUUUUCAAGAAGCCGCCAUUCAAGAAUCUCUUCUCUUGGCCCGUCGAGAUAAUCGCAACAGACCGCAAGCCUGGGCUCCAAAGUUUUCUACGACAAACAUGACCGCAGCAACAAAAUCCUUUCGUUCAAACCGCGACUCUAUUGACCAGAAACAAAUGAAGGAUUUGGAAAUACCCGUCUUGCACGAUUCGCCACAUUCAUCGAUGAGUGACUCCAAAAGAUCUGACAACGCCCGACUGAAACGCGCUGGAUUCGAUACCAAGAUAUCCCGCAGUCGGGGUAGAAGUCCUCGCCGCGCUCAGGAAUUGGCGGUUGGCGAGGAAGCGUUCGCAAACGCUUCCGUGGCGCAAGAUUCAAUAGGCUAUGAUUCUUCCAUAUACGGCUCGUCGAUGCACUUGUCUAUGCAUGAAUCCAUCUAUAGUGAAGCUGGGGACAUGAACGAGUUAGAAAUUCCGGCUUUGAAUACGUCCACGUCCAAUUCUGUGUACGAACCGAUCGAUCGAAUCAAUUUGAGUCGCAUAGGAUUAUUCGAGGACGACGAUUCCGAAAUUGUGGAAGUUUCCCCAUAG
This is a messenger RNA of Phaeodactylum tricornutum CCAP 1055/1, 2235 nucleotides long. RefSeq lists its product with no specific name. The record is from RefSeq and is a predicted model, not a curated record. Gene Ontology annotation, molecular function: protein binding. The transcript has a single exon. Bases 1 to 2235 code for a protein of 744 amino acids. NCBI's taxonomy places the organism in Eukaryota, Bacillariophyta, Bacillariophyceae, Surirellales, Neidiaceae.